AUGCUCAAUUCCACAUCUACGAAUAACUCAAUAGAAUAUUCUAAAAUUUUACAACUAUCAGUUCCUUUGUCAAAAACAACAACAACAACAAUUAAUAUAAAUUCUUCAUUAACAUCAAAUCCAUCAACAUGGACAAUAAAUCAAGUUGAAGAAUGGCUUAAAAAAAAUAAUUUUAAUGAUUGUAUUGAUAUAUUAUGUCAUCAAUAUAAAAUUGAUGGUAAACGUUUAAUAAAUUUAAAACAAAAUGAAAUAUUAUCAUUAAGAAAAAAUAAACAAUUAUGGUUACAAAUCAAAACUUUAAAACCAAAAUCAACAAUAAUACAACUUGAUUCAUCAAUAAUAAAUUCUCAAAAUAAUAUAAUAUCAAAUCAAAUUGAAGAUCAACCAAUAAUAAAUUGUUGUUUUAUUACUUCAAUACGUUCAGAUAGAAAAAAAACUUUAUUAGCUUUUCUUCUUGCUUUAAUGACAAUUUUUUUUUGUUCAUUUAUUAUAACAAUUGUUGAUGAACGUUUACCUGAUCCUAAAAAUUUUCCACCAUUACCUGAUCUUAUACUUGAUAAUCUUAAACAAAUAACAUGGGCAUUUUCUAUAACAGAAAAAUUAAUUUUAAUCGAAAUGACAACACUUAUUAUUGUUAUACUUCUUCAUCGACAUAGAAUGAUUAUUCUUCGUCGAUUAUUUACUAUAACAUCUGCACUUUAUUUUCUUCGAAGUCUUACUAUGAUUUUAACAUCAUUACCAGUUGCAACAAAAAUUACUGAUUGUGAACCAAAAAAAUUAAUUAAUUUUGAUGCUCGAUUAAGAAAAGCUACUAUGAUUUUUCUUGGUCAAGGUUUAUCAUCAUUUGGUGUAAAAACAUGUGGUGAUUAUUUAUACAGUGGUCAUACAUGUACUCUCGUACUUGCAGCACAUUUUAUUAAUGAAUAUACUCCACGUUCGUAUCAUUUACUCCAUUUUCUCAGUUGGAUAUCAGCAUUAACUGGUAUGUUUUUUAUAUUGGCUGGCCAUCAACAUUAUUCUAUUGAUAUUCUUAUUGCUUGGGUGCUUAGUUCUCGUCUAUUUAUUUAUUAUCAUACUCUUGCUAAUAAUCGAACAUUUUUACAACGAGAUACAAAUCGAAUGCGUAUCUGGUUUCCAUUGUUUUCCUAUUUUGAAGAGAAUGUCAAAACAGCAAUACCUAAUGAAUAUUGUCUGCCUAGUUUUAUUUAUGAAGCACGUAUAAUGAUAAAUAAUUGGAUGGAAUCAAUAAAAUAUUCAGCUUUUUGGGUAUCAAAUAUACAUAUAUGA
Messenger RNA from Rotaria sordida, 1287 nucleotides. The record is from the annotation of a GenBank genome assembly. NCBI's taxonomy places the organism in Eukaryota, Metazoa, Rotifera, Eurotatoria, Philodinida, Philodinidae.